This is a messenger RNA of Carcharodon carcharias (great white shark), 3864 nucleotides long. RefSeq names its product protein FAM53A-like. The transcript is spliced from 5 exons. Gene Ontology annotation, biological process: protein import into nucleus. The record is from RefSeq and is a predicted model, not a curated record. NCBI's taxonomy places the organism in Eukaryota, Metazoa, Chordata, Chondrichthyes, Lamniformes, Lamnidae. Gene Ontology annotation, cellular component: nucleus. Bases 260 to 1477 code for a protein of 405 amino acids.
AGUUGCCUGGAGCGCGUUACUAAGGAGACAGUCGUGGCGGCAGGAGCAGGAGCAACAGGGACACUGAUGGUGGCGGGCAAUUGAGAGAAUGGAUUAAGAAAGUACCAUUGUGUCUUGCAUCACAAGUCUAAGAUGACUACCUCCCAGUGAACCCAGCCACACUGGAACAAGGAACAUGGCAGAGUGAAGGGACGAGCAUUGUGAAGGGAAGAGCUUGGUCGCUUUUUCACAGCACAAGCGAAAAGGCAGGAAGGUUACCAUGGUAACUGUCAUCACGGAGCAGCUACAGAAACAGAGUUUGGACGACCUGGCUUGUAAGGUCUUUAAUAUUAACCUGCCCCUGCCUGAGAAUACAAACAAAGGUGGUUGCUGGAAUCCGUACCGGUUCAUACCAGAAGAAAGGAAGUGGAAUGUAUUUGACACUUCAAAUGCUGAAUUACCAGUGAAUAUGGGGUUCCCUUCACUCACAAGCUACAACCUAAACAGCAUCAACUCCUCCAGUCAGAACAAAUCCUUGUGGACAGGUCAGGCAACAAGUACAUGGAUGGGUCAUGUGACGAGCACGUCGGUGGGGAAUUUAAGUGACUUGCAGUUCUCUGAGAGCUUUGCCUCACUGCCAGAUCCACCCACCAAAAGGCACUGUCGAUCACUCUCUGUGCCAGAAGAUCUGUCACGUUGCAGGUCUCUGUGGAAGCCAGUGGGCUCCAAGGUGUGGACUCCUGUUAAACGGCGCUGCAACAGUGGUGGUAAUGCAAGUGCACAGCUCGGUAACUCGACUCAGCGCCCCACCAGCCUUGGCCUCCAGCAGCUGCCCAACUCCGGCCAUUAUUCAAACACCAGCAGCUUCACAUUUUCCAGUCUCACGACAUCUCCCGAAUCCCCAUUGCCAUGGAUGCUGUCGCCAAACAACCAUUCCACAGAUAUUGGUGAGAGAACUUUUUUGGGCGUGCAGUGCAUUUUGCCUGAGCAAUGCACGUUCAUUCCUCAAAGGCGCUUCUCGCUCUCACCGGUGCACAUUCGGGAGGCAGCAAGAUGUCUGCUGUCAGCCAAAAGCACACCCUCCUCCACUCCAGAGAUGAACCGACGGCAGCAGGGCCUGUUACGGAGUCAUUCCCAGCCCUGCGACUUAAAUGAACGCAAGUGUGGUGUAAAACGGAGGCAUGAUGAGGAUGUCCGAUGGACAAGGCCUACCUUGGACUUCUUCAAAAUGAGUCAGAGGAGAAAUCUCAGCAGUCCUGCUUGCCUUGAGCUGGAGGAGAGGAAACCCUCAAAGGACCAGUCUCCCGUCCCCACUCCGGACACCGCAGCCUUCAAACUGGACUCGUCGCAUAACUGCCCGGCAAGAAGCUGCCGGAUUGAAACACUGAGUGAAAGUGACGAAGAGGAGGAUCCCAAGAAUUAUUGUGACAGCACGGAAGCCAUUCCAUUCCAACGUACCUGUGAGGAUCUGGAUUUGGAAAUGAUUGAGGAAAACUGAGCCAACUCAGUUAAGCAAAUAUCAGGACAAUUUUUUUUUAAACCCCAUCGGAUUACGCCUUAAAAUGCAUCCCAUGUGCACAAAGUACAAGGGACACAAACUGUUAUCCCUACCAGAUUCCGUCUUUACACUACUUUCCCAGUUGCACAAUUUUGUGGGGGCGGCAUUUGUGCUGUGAGCGCCCUUACCCAGGACAGAGGGGUGAAGAGUUUAAAUCUUGGCAGACAGAUUGUGUCAUUUCUUUUGCUCUCCGUUCUCCCUCCUGCUUGUCAAAUGUUGAACUGUCUAGACUUCACUACACUCCGUAACUUGCUAAAGCCCAUGUACAUAUUGUGCAUCAGCAGUAAAUGCCGUAUGGCGUUUUCCUGGAACCAGUUGGGGGUGACAACCAAAUGGUGCCUUCAGAAAUGAAUGAGUCAGAGAGGGACCGAUGAGCAGAAGCAAAGGGCCCUUGACCUUCACAGACAAUAUUGUAGUUUUCAGGGGCCCUGAAAUUGAGACCCCUGUCUCCAACUUCACGUUCUUUACAACUCAAUGAGGCUAUGAUUAUUAAUAGGUUAGUUGGCUUCUCUUCCUUUCCUUUCUUCUCUCUUCCCCCAACAACCCCCCCGCACCACCACCACCAACCCCACCCCCCCCACCCCCCCAGCAGAAGGUGGAAGUGAAAAACGGAAUAAAAAGCAGAAUGCUAUAUCUGAGUAGAUUUGGCCAUUUACUGACUUUUGAAGGGUUUUAGUGCUUCCCAGCUGCACAAGACAGGAGUUGUGGUUUUAUUUAAUGUACUUGGCUGAGAAAAUCUGCCAAGGUAAAAUAAUCAUCCUGUGUACAGCGGCCUAGAUCUCAGCUCAGCAAAGGAAAGCAUGGGGGUGGAGGAGAGGGAGAAGCAAGUUGGACAAGAGCAGCCAAUUGAGUUCACAGAUGGUCUGGAAGAUGUAUAGUGAUUGUGUGAGACGGUAUCUGUUUUGUUAUCUUGUGUAGACUGUACUUGAAGAGACUCUAUAUUUUUGUUGUAUUUUAGCCCUUGCACCAAAUUUCUGAACCAAGAUCAAAGAUUCGCAACUUCCUGCCAAUUUCCUUGGUCCUCUUGAAGAGUUCCUAGUGUUUCUAAUAAAUUUAAUCAAAGAUUGUGAUAAUAUAACGACCACCUGCUCUCUUUAUUCAUUGCCUUAUAAAUAAAAGAGAAACACUUUUUUUCGAAUACUUUGCGUACUUGUGUUUUAAAUUUGACCUCGGUGGAUUGAACCUGUCGAGCAACAUUGUGGCUAAGCAGCUGAGAAUCCAGACCGUGUUCAGUUCUCAUGAUGUAUUGGGUUAGCCAGGCAGUAGCAGGGGCAAUGCAAUUGGCUUCGGUGUCAAUAGUCGGUGGGGUGGGGGGUGAUGAAAUUGCUCUGUCCCAGUGCCUUGAAUGAAACUGUAAGGUGAGGACCGGAUUAGACUCUGUUGGAAUUGAUCUAUGAUCAAAUAUUCUGCAGACACUCCUUGCAAGAUAUGUACAUGAAUAAAAACGACUUGGGCAGAGGAGAACCCCACCACAGCUCAGCCCAGCCUUCAGGGGAGAAAUUGUGGGGCGGGUGGGUGAGAGUGCGUGGGGGAUGGUGGGGAGAGAGAUGAGCUCACAACAUCAGCAACAGAAAGCAGCUGCCUCUCUUCACAGCUUGCUGAGUAAUUAGUUUGGCCUGCCUUGACCCCAUUUUAGUGUUCCAUAAAUAUCCCUGUGGCCCAGUACACAAUGAGCCUGUUGCAUCUCACUAGGUAUGACUGUUAAUGGGGAGGUUACGCUGCAGCAAUUAAACAGUCAAACAUUUUCCAGAGGUUUUCCUUCUUGUAUUUGCUCAAGUUUUGCUGACCAUCUGAGGUUCGGCUACUUGAAGCAGUUUCUGGUGUGGUGGCACCACAAUGAAAGGUUUUAAUGAUGCUCAGUUCAAAUGUUACCACUGUGUCCAAUAGAACCAACAACAAAAAAAAUCGAUAUUUUCAAUGGGACUGUCUGGGAAAACAGCUGUCAUCACUUUGCAAUAAUUGGUCGGUUUUCCAGAAAUUUUAAUAGCCUGAAUGUGGCUUUGAACAUCCUUGGUUCCACUUGUGCUUUCUCGACUGGACUGAGACUUCCUGCCCUCUCCUCUCACCAGGCUGCUGACUCACGAUGGCAUAUGGCAAAACGUACCCUGUUUGCUGUACACAGGUGUCCAGUCGCACAAACUUGGACCCGAAUGUGGGUGAGCUAAUCGACUGUCGGAGGCUGUAGGAGCCAAACCUAGUGUUCCCUGUGCGCCCACAAAUGUUUCUAGAAGGAGUCAUUUGAUAGAAAUAGUAUGUGGAGACCCUGUGUGGCAAAGGAGGGGCUUUUACUCUUUUCCCUUCUAAGCAAUAAAGUUUAUUCUAUCUGA